Dermacentor silvarum is the source of this 4775-nucleotide messenger RNA. RefSeq lists its product as uncharacterized. The transcript has 8 exons. Bases 665 to 3787 code for a protein of 1040 amino acids. Gene Ontology annotation, cellular component: nucleus; plasma membrane. Lineage: Eukaryota; Metazoa; Arthropoda; Arachnida; Ixodida; Ixodidae. The record is from RefSeq and is a predicted model, not a curated record. Gene Ontology annotation, biological process: signal transduction.
UUAACUCUGGAUUGUGGAAGUUGAUUGUACUUCCUUUUUUUUUAUUUUUUUUUUGUUUUGCGCCGGGGAAGUUUUGAAUGUUUCUUUGUUCUCUGCGUUAAGAAUAUGCUCUGCAUGCUCAGGCCCUGAGCUUACCCGUGGCCUUAGCAGUCGGUAGCAUGUGCGAUAAUGCUGCAAAUUUAAAUUUGCGCAUCGUGCUGACUGGAUCGUAACUUGCGUUUUAUUUCUUCUACAUUUAAAUAUACUCUAGUUUCCCGGGCAUAUGGUACAAGGACGGGUCUAAGGUUAAGGGAACACAGACGACACGGGCGCUUGUCCCGUUCUCGCGCCACUGCCACACCAGCCUUCAUACACUGUUCUCCUCAGUUACGUCUCCUUGCCGGUUCUUUUCAACUGAGGCACGAUGAUCUGACCACCUGGGCUUCUUCGGCGCGCACAGGAAUCUCUGAACACGAUUUCUCUCAUCUCAUCUUUGUAGGAGUAAUCUGAGCGUCAGUUAUAAGCAAUUAUACUUUUGCAUACACGGGGAGAGCACUGAACAUGAUAUUGUUAAACGAAGUUUCAAAUGAGUUGAUAUGUUUGCUGCACAUUCCUGAACCUUAAUUUGGUACAGGGCAACGGCGCACAUCCAAAACUGCCGACUGAUCAUACCAGUGCACUCAGAAUGGAAAGCCAGAAAACGCCUGUUUUAAGGAAGAUACCAUCCUGGUUGCGGUCCUUUAGAAUUUCAAAAGAUGCAUCAGUGCCUGAGGACAAGGAAGGCAGGCCUGCUUCCUGCCAAACAAAGCGGUUUCUUCGUUCUUACCGCCGAAGUCUUGGUUCAAAAAAGAGUGGAGAGCAAGGGGAGGAAAAUAAUCAUGAAAGCCAAGAUGUUGCUAGAGCAUCUCUGAUGUCAAUACGUAAAAUUUGGGCUGAAGAGGCAAAGGCACAGGCAUUUAGUGAAAGGAGCACAUCUGAACGAAGAUCGAAGAAGUCAUGUGCUCUGAGGAGCAAACUUCUUGGAAGCCCAAGUAAAAUUCCCAUCUCGGAAAAAAUGCAGGCACAUCAAAGAGGGCUUCAGUCUUCUUUGAAUCACAGCUGCAAUUCUCCUAACAAAGAAAACUUUGCUCCACCAUCUGCUGCAAAAUGCAAACACUAUGGGAACCAAAGUUCAGUAGGAAGUUCUGAUGGUAAUCUUGCCUCAGAAAUUGUGUUGAGUGCCGCAAGGCAUGCGAAAAAUAGAAGAAGUUUGGCAAGAGAACAAGAUGUUUGGAGAAAAGCAGUCAACAAUAUAGGCCUCCCUAGAACAUCUACAGAAUUGGGGCAGUUACCCAAAGUUUGCAAUGAACAUUUGCUGGGGCUAUCGCCAGUCAUGGGGCCGCCAAGGAAUCAAAAGCAUGAAAGAGUUAGAGAUUGGGUAUUAUGCAAUGGUGACUGGAGCAGUGGCAUUUCAGCACAGCAUGCUUUGCCUUAUAUGCAGCACAAGCGCCAACCAGGUCACCUUGCUAUGGAGGAAACAGUUCCAAAGUCUGUUGACUGUGCUCCUAAAGUUCCACCGAGAACUUACCUUGCAAAACUGGCGCACGCUAAGGCACAUCUUGCAAAAACUGCAGCCCCUUUGGCCAAUUGCAAAAUUCCAGCAGCCACACAAAAUCUUGGUGGAGCUAAAAGUGGUAUCUCUAAAUAUGGCCAUUCUCUAAGCAAUCAAGCAAGUCAAGACUGCUCUUUGCUUUCAAGAGUAGCACAAAAACAGCAAGUACCGCAUGAGAGACACAGGAAAUUGUGCGCUGAAGUUGGCACGCGCUCACAGACACUUGCCUCAAGACUUCAGCAGCAGCCAAAAAGAGCUGUUAGGCCGCAGAUUCAGCAUAACCCAGUCUAUAGCAUUGAUUGUACAUCAAGAGCGCAGAAGCUAAACAAAAACUGCAGCACUGGAGCAACUGAUGUUAUGGCUGAUGAUGAGGCUACAGUUCUGAACUGCAGCUGUGAAAGGUGCCUUACGAAGUUUAAUGCAGCUGGCAGACAAGUGCCCGGGAGGAAGGGUGACUUUCAUACUAAUUAUCCACAUGUGAUGGGACAACUAGCACUUAAAAACUGUUUGUCAAAAAAUGGUAAGAAAGCUGCUACUUUGAGUCAUCAUUGCGAAUGCUGCCAAUUCAAGAAGACAUAUGAGGAAUUAAAGGUUGCUGAUGACAAAGUAGGAUAUUCAAUGCACACGAAACCUUCAUGUGAGAAAAAUUUGGACCAGGCAGCUAAAUGCAGCACUAGCAACAAGCAUGCAUUUCAGUGCCAGGAUGAGAUAACCAAAGUCAUUGAGGAAGCUGUAAAAGCAAGCAUUGAAAAGUUGUUAUCAGUGAAUUCAAAUCCACAGCUGAGUAAGGCACGAUCAGUGGAAAAUCUCCACGAGCAGGCAGAAUGCAAGAAGGCUGUUGCUUCACCUUUGAAGUACAUUCUUCUCUCGUCAUGCAGAUCUGGCACUGCAGAUUCCCUGUUAGACUCUACUGAAGAAGUUAAAGUGGACAGUGGCAUUGCGUCCUAUCACCAGUCAUGUCUCACUGUGGGAACAGUGAAGAAAGUGACAAAUAAUAGCACUGACACUGUGAACAGCUGUUCACAGUGGCACCAGACAAAGGUUGUCCUGGAGCGAACUGCAUCACUCCCAUCAUUAGUAGAAAGCAGCAGUCCUGAAAAACUAAGAGUAUCAACUGCUUUCAUAAAGCUUGUAAAGAGGGUGAGUUUAGGCCAAGGUAAUGAAGGAACUUCAUCACAUCACAGCUCCUUUUUAGAUGUGACAAUGAACCAGGGAAGCGUGGCAUCACAAGAAUCAUGCAGCCAAUAUAGCAGUGGUGGUACUGAAGGUUGUUGGCAGACUGCUGAAAGUCACAAUGCAGAAGAUUCUUGUAGCCAGUCAGAAAAAGUUUGUGACUCAAUGGUUCAAGAUGAAGGAAAUGUGUCAAGCUCACGCACUGCUGAAAAUGGCCACCUCGGAGAAGAAUAUAAAUUUCAAAUGCAGCAAUCGGCAAGUCUACCAAGACUUGAGCUUGACUCGUCUAGCUCAAGUAUAGGUAGUGCAUCAAGCCGAAAGCCACCCGAUGGCUGGGAGAGAACACCACCAUCUGAUGCACCUGAUGUAGUUGAUAUCAAUGAUGAUGAGCCAUCUGAGCUAAAUCCUUGCAUACCUGAUGCACAAGGAGAAUGCUUCUCAAGUGAUAGUGAAGGAAGUGAUGACCAGCACAUUCUUGAGGAGGUGAUCAGGAAAGGCAUGGGUAUGACACCACCAAUCAAAUUACCAACCAGAUGUCCGAAACUGGUGAAAACUCCUAGAAAGUUCAAGUCAGCUGAAAUGUUUUGUGGUAAAGCAAAAUUGAAGCUGGCUGCCUAUGUAAACAGUGGACAUGUCACUGUACAUGUCAUCAGGGCGGCUAAGUUGGUGACUUCCCGAGGAGGAUCUGCAAAUGCUUACAUUAAGGUCUCCCUCCAACCAGAUCACAUAAAAAGAGCUCACUGGAGAACAGCUGUUGUGAAGUCAAGCAGAAACCCAGAAUUUGACCACAAGUUUUCAUUUGAGCUUAUGGCAGAAGAUGCUGGAAAACGUCUCUUGGUGACAGUAUGGCAUCGAGAUUUUGAAAACAAGCGCAGUGAGCUUCUAGGUAGUAUGUCUUUUGGAAUGGCAAAAGUCCUGAACUCCGACCAGCACGUGAAGGGCUGGUACAGACUUCUGCGGCAAGACCUUGGAAUGCGUAGGCACUUUGCAGCACGGUGUUCAAAGGGAACAUGCACAAGGAUCAAGGCAUUAUCUCUUGAAUGAAUUUUUACCCCAUUCAAGGAAAUGUAUAUGUGCCCUUGGUUUGUUAGACACGAUAACUCACUGUGCUUGCGAGUGAGCAGUGACUGCAGGUAACAGUUCUUACAGCAGGAUACUUCAUAAACACAAGCUUCACUGUAUUUUUGUAAGCAGUGAAGGUUCAUUGCCUUACAUAAGAGAAUUGUAAAACACAGGUUGCUUUGUUACAUUUAUGUUUCGUGACAUGAAGGAAGUCGGCACACAAUUGUCAUGUAUGCACUGCAGGCAGUGCAGGUCAGUAACUUAAAAAAAAAAAUGCUUUUCAGCUGCUUGCCUCCAGUGCUUGAAGACAGCAAGCUGUAUUUUGCAAAAAAUGAAACAUUGCUUUGACAACAUUUGCUGAGCAUGAACACAUGAACAUAUAACUGCUUGUACCCCAUUCUUGAUGUGUUAAACUGUGCGACUUUGCUGAAGAAAAGAAAUGUGAAAGACUAUGUUACUAGCAUAUAUUGUGUGGUGACUUUAUCAUUUGUGCAAGACUAUGCUAAGUAUAUGACAGUAAGAGGAUAGAGGGUAUGGUGUGAAGUGCGUUAUUAUUAUUUUUUUUUAACAACUUUUCAUUUGCUACACAGAAAGCAUCACACAGGAAGCAUCAAGAAGGCAUGACUGUUUUGUUGUGUAGAUUUAAGCUUAGUAUGUGUGAGUGGCUGUAGUGGUUCCUUCUCAGGGUAAGCUUUAAAUUUCCUUUGUUAUUUUUGUAUAAUGUUGGCUGUUGAUUUUUGUUUUCAAGUGCAAUUUUUUGUUGACUAUUUUUCAUUAUAUUGUGCCUUAUUGUUCUCAUGUACAGAAUUAACUACUCUUUCAAAUCAAUUCCCCCAUAACAAACUUAACUUUUCCUAGUUUUGUACUGGUUGUUUGUUGUAUAUCUUGUUUACAGUCUUGAGGAUGGGAAAAACACAAUCAGUGGUUAUCAGUGUUCUGUAAGUGUUAAAUAAAUCAUAUUUUCCUUCAA